AUGCAGGCAGUCCUGACGGCCCUGGGAUCGCUCUCAAGUGGCAUUUCUGCGACUUCAAACAUUCCUGGAGCUUCUUCCUACGUUGCUCCCGCGGGGUUUCCGACCGCGGCGUUCUCUUCGUACUAUUAUCUGCCUUCAAAACCCACCCAGCAGCCCCAGCCAGUCAUUCAUGACCCUGUCUUGAAUAUUACCUUUCCUUAUAAUCUGACAGACCCAAAGAAUAUUCCAGCUAAGUCAGGGGACCCAGUAUUCUUCCCAGAGCCGUUAUCAAAUCUAUCUACUACCCAGAAAAAUGCAUUGAUUCAAGGCGUGGUUGCCAAUGUGACCGCCAUCAUCAGCGGCAAUGCAGCCAACAAUUGUACCAAAUGCAAGACAGCUUUGGCUGCUGCCAAACCUGCCUCUCUGAAUGCCCCUGCAUUGAUACCGGAUGCUAUGAUCUCACUUUGCAAACAGUAUGAGUUCAAAUCCAAUGCAUCAUGUGAGGAAAACUAUGCAGCAUCGACAUUUGGUGCUAUCUGGACACAAGUCCUGGCAUAUGCGGAUGUCCAGGGUCUCGACGGUGAUUAUAUAUGCAAUUCGCUAGAUAGUUCUUUCUGUAGCGAACCAGCUACAAGCCCCCUUGAUACGACGAAUCUGUUCCCCAAGCCAAAGCCGGAAAAUGCGCGUGCGCCCCAGGCCAGUGGUGAGCGGGUGAAGGUGCUGCACUUAUCGGACUUUCAUUUGGACGCGCGGUACUCGGUGAAAUCAGAAGCAAACUGUUCAUCUGGCAUGUGCUGUCGUAGCAAUUCAUACAAUUCUGCUUCGGAAGAUCAGAUUGUUCUUCCCGCCCCUGCAUAUGGAUCUUUCAGAUGCGACGCGCCAUAUGACCUAGCUCUGGCUGCAUUGGAGGCAGUCGGACCGUUGACUGGAACCGGUGAUGGCAAGGAUUCUUUUGCCUGGACGGUAUAUACUGGAGAUUUGGUCUCUCACGACCCGGCGACGGAGCAGUCUCAGGCGUAUACCGAGUAUGAGGAGACUAGCGUGUAUGGGAUGCUCAAGUCCUACCUUACCGGCCCUGUUUUCGCGGUCUUGGGCAAUCACGACAGCACUCCGGCAAAUAUUGAUUCGCCGCACAGUCUGCCAGGGCGCCUUGGAGAGCAACAAAGCUGGAACUAUGAGCAUCUUGCCGGGCUCUGGUUGCAUGAGGGAUGGCUCGAUGAGGAUGCCGCUGCUGAUGCACGAACACACUAUAGUGGCUACUCGAUCAAGACUCAUUAUGGACUGCGCAUCAUUGCUUUCAACACUGAUUUCUGGUAUAAGCCUAAUUACCUAAACUUUAUCAACACUACGAAUCCAGACAACUCUGGCAUGCUCUCCUGGAUGAUAUCUGAACUCCAAAAAGCAGAAGAUGCUGGCGAACGUGUUUGGAUCAUCGGCCAUGUUCUCAGUGGAUGGGAUGGUUCUAAUCCACUUCCCAACCCGACUAAUCUUUUCUACCAGAUUGUGGACCGCUACUCACCACACGUUAUCGCCAAUGUCCUCUUCGGCCAUUCACACGAAGACCAGUUUAUGAUUUACUAUGCCAAUAAUGGUACCGUACAAGAUAGAAAUACGGCCCUGAUGACGGGCUGGAUCGGGCCCAGUGUGACUCCCCUGACGAACCUGAACAGUGGGUUCCGGAUGUAUGAAGUCGACACGGGCGACUUCAACAUCUACGAAGCGUACACCUUCUUCAGUAACGUGUCUGACUAUCCCUCUCUGAGUGAAACGGGUCCGACGUACAGUUUCGAAUAUUCUACGCGUGAAACAUAUGGUUCCGCAGCUGGAUGGGAUGCACAGGACCCGUUGAAUGCAACAUUCUGGCAUCGUGUAACUGAGGGAAUGGAGGCGGACCUUAGCCUUGCGACUUUACACAACAAGCUUCAAGGAAGAUUAAGUGACAAAAGUCCGAAUUGUACAACCGCCGAGUGUCAGCACGCGAAGAUUUGCUAUAUGAGGAGUGGGAGUGUUGCGCUUGGCAGUCAAUGCACGCAAGGGUAUGGGUCUGUACAGAGUUCGUUUGGUUAA
Messenger RNA from Aspergillus wentii DTO 134E9, 2046 nucleotides. RefSeq names its product PPN1 endopolyphosphatase family protein. The record is from RefSeq and is a predicted model, not a curated record. Gene Ontology annotation, molecular function: hydrolase activity. The transcript has 4 exons. Bases 1 to 2046 code for a protein of 681 amino acids. NCBI's taxonomy places the organism in Eukaryota, Fungi, Ascomycota, Eurotiomycetes, Eurotiales, Aspergillaceae.